CUCCCAUCUCGAUUCAUCUCACGCAUCUCACACCCGAACGUCAAUAAGCACCAGCGAUGGAAGAGGACGGGUUCCACUCAAUAUCUUGGGACGACGCGCCCCCGCGCGCCGGCUUCGCUGAUAUGUCGGGCGUUGGCGAGGACGAUGAUGACGGCUUCGACAAGAUCAACCCUUCCUCGCCUGACGAGCACUUUGGCGCUGCGAGCACGAGUACCGUGCGCCCCCAAGACACGCCGACGCGGCGCCUUGCAUUCGAGCCGGGAGACUACGAAUGGGACGGACGCUGGAUGUCCAUCGUUGUGAAGGACCCAGUUAAGGAGCAUGAGGGCAGCAAGGACAUGUUUGUGUCAUAUGCCGUGCAGACGAGGACGAACCUCAAGACGUUCAAGGAGUCGCCCACGACUGUCCGCCGCCGAUUCCAGGACUUUGCCUUCCUUCACGACCACCUUCUGAAGAGCUUCCCGGCUUGUGUCAUUCCGCCCAUCCCCGACAAGCAUCGCUUGGAAUACAUCAAGGGUGACCGUUUCUCUCCCGAGUUUGUGGAAAAGCGCCGGAUGGACCUGCAGCGCUUCGCAGACCGUAUCGCCAAUCACCCAACACUUCAACGCAGCCAACUCGUGGCCGACUUCCUCCAGAGUCACCAAUGGAACGUGGCCAAGCAUUCCCAUCUCGCUCACCCUCCGCCCGAGUCUCACACCUCGAUGCUCGAGUCGCUCAGCGACUCGAUUGUGAACGCCUUCACUCGCGUGCGCAAGCCGGACGCCCGUUUUGUCGAGAUGAACGAAGAGCUGGAGCGCUUUGAGGAGGGCAUGGGGCAGAUCGAGAAACUCGUGGCACGAAGCAAGAAUCGCGAGGAAGAUCUGGCGAACGACUAUCAGGACAUGGCAGCGGCGUACCAGGGCUUGGGUUACCUCGAGUCGGGGAUCACCGAGCCCCUCAACCGCUUCGCGGAGAAGAUGCUCGACUUUUCAACAUAUCUGAAGCACCAGAACCAGGCGUCCGUCGAUCCCUUCCUCAUCCAAACACAUUCGCUUCUGGCAUAUGCCGGCGCACAUCGUCAAACCAUAAAGCUGCGGGACCAAAAGCAGACAGACUUUGAGGAGCUGUCAGCUUACCUCUCGGCCGUUGUGGGCGAGCGCGACCGCCUCGCGGCUCUGAGCUCCGGAUACGCGGGAGCCCCAGUCGGGCUCGGAACCUACCUCCGAGAUCAGGUGGACAAGUUGCGCGGGACAGACGACAUUCACACGCGACGCGAACGAAUGCGCAAGCUCGACGGAAGGAUCAAGGAGCUUCAGGAGGCCGUCACUGCCGCUCACGAGACAUCGACAGCAUUCUCAGAUGAGGUCAUCAAAGAGCACACCGUGUUUGAGCUGUCCAAGCAGCAAGAAAUGAAGGAGAUGCUCGGCCGCUACGCCGAUGGACAGGUGGAGAUGCUUCAGCGCGCCAUGGACGAGUGGGACCGGAUCAUCCCCCUUCUCCAGCGCAUUCGGGUCGAUGUUUAGUCGCCGUCUCCGACGCUAGCCACGGACGUUGUAGACCGUCGCCGUGGGGACGCCGAGUAGUUCAGCCACAACCAUCGUUUUUUUCGGCUAGAGAGCGGCGUUAAGCGCCGGCGGUAGCGCUCUGCAGUAGCAUGCAUGUUGUAGCUGUG
Messenger RNA from Cutaneotrichosporon oleaginosum, 1651 nucleotides. RefSeq lists its product as uncharacterized. Lineage: Eukaryota; Fungi; Basidiomycota; Tremellomycetes; Trichosporonales; Trichosporonaceae. The record is from RefSeq and is a predicted model, not a curated record. Gene Ontology annotation, cellular component: early endosome; phagophore assembly site. Gene Ontology annotation, biological process: endocytic recycling; autophagy of mitochondrion; piecemeal microautophagy of the nucleus. Gene Ontology annotation, molecular function: phosphatidylinositol binding.